Messenger RNA from Staurois parvus, 318 nucleotides. The record is from the annotation of a GenBank genome assembly. Lineage: Eukaryota; Metazoa; Chordata; Amphibia; Anura; Ranidae.
AAAUGUCAGUGCGUCUUAUGGAGUGAAUGUAAAGCGGCCGAUCUGGACCUUACCUGUUCCUCGCUCCAGCGCUGCAGUCUUCCCCUGUACUAUGUCCGCAGUCUCUGGUCAUCUCCUGUACUAUGUCCACACUCUCUGGUCAUCUCCUGUACUAUGUCCACACUCUCUGGUCAUCUCCUGUACUAUGUCCGCAGUCUCUGGUCAUCUCCUGUACUGUGUCCGCAGUCUCUGGUCAUCUCCUGUACUAUGUCCGCAGUCUCUGGUCAUCUCCUGUACUGUGUCCGCAGUCUCUGGUCAUCUCCUGUACUGUGUCCGCAG